This is a messenger RNA of Erpetoichthys calabaricus (reedfish), 5477 nucleotides long. Its product is annotated as gastrula zinc finger protein XlCGF57.1-like. The transcript is spliced from 3 exons. The coding region runs from base 309 to 1904 and encodes 531 amino acids. Gene Ontology annotation, biological process: regulation of transcription by RNA polymerase II. Lineage: Eukaryota; Metazoa; Chordata; Cladistia; Polypteriformes; Polypteridae. Gene Ontology annotation, molecular function: RNA polymerase II cis-regulatory region sequence-specific DNA binding; DNA-binding transcription activator activity, RNA polymerase II-specific. The record is from RefSeq and is a predicted model, not a curated record. Gene Ontology annotation, cellular component: nucleus.
UUUUUUAGUUUCGUUGUUUAUUUCCGCUCCCCAGACAGCUGCGAGUCUGCACCUUCGAGACAAAAGCUUAAAAAAGUAGAGAAAAAGAGCGUCGAGAAAAAGUAGGAGUGACGGUGAGCAACGGGAGGAUCAGGCAAAAGAUAUAAAGGAAGCCCCCUUCCCAGUUCACAUGACCAUGCAGUGAAGUGUCAAAUGGCUUCCAGGCUGGGGCUGCCCACGUGAGAAGGGACUCUAAGAAGAGAAAAGCAGACAUUUGAGGGGAAAGCGAGAGAGAGAGAGAGAGAGAGAGAAGAGUUUUCCACAGAGCCAUGGAUUUAGUCAAAGAGAAUGGCGUACACGAGCGAGUGGUGCACAUUAAAGAAGAGGACUGUGAGUGGGGUGAACCUGAGUAUGUGUGUGUCAAGCUGGAGGAUUGCGAAGGAGGAAUUUCAGUUUUUAAAGAGGAGGAGCUCAAGGGGGAGACGGUGGACAUUAAAAUUGAGCAUCCAGAAGAGUUCUCAGUUCAUGCUGGACUGCAAAGACGUGAAACUGGGAACGAUUUCAAGCGUGAUAUUUAUGAAGAGUAUCCUUCCAGUUUACAGUCCUGGUUCACUGAUUCAAGACAACUAGCUGCCCAGCAGAAUUCUGUGGAACUGAAAUCCGAGGUGUCUGAGGUGGAAGAGAAAAUCAAUGAAGGAAACAAGACAAAGGAAGAACAGAAAGUCGGAAUAAAAUUUGAAGAGAGCAGCAGCUUCUCCCCAUCGUUAUUUGCUCAGACCUCUCUUCACUGCAGACACAAACAGGACAAGGAAGAGAUGAACAAAUCAACAAGAGGAUCUGAGAAUUUGAUAGAAGCCUCUCUCCAGUGCAGUGCUCUUCCUCAGAGAGAAGCCAUCAGUUCUGACCUACAACAAGAGCAUAGCACAGGUCAAGAGGCUUUGCCUGCUGGCAGUAAGUAUGGACAAACUUUUAAAAAUCCCAAGUCAAUUCAAACAGGAGAGAAGUCAUAUGGCUGUUCUGAAUGUGGGAAAAUAUUCUUACAUAAAAGCAGUCUUCAGGUACACUUAAGAAAGCAUACUGGAGUAAAACCUCAUUGCUGUUCUGAAUGUGGCAAACGAUUCUCUGACAAUUACAGUCUCCAAACACAUUCAAGAAUCCAUACUGGAGAAAAGCCCUAUGGCUGUGCUGAAUGUGGAAAAAGAUUCACCAACAGUGGCCGCCUUCAAACCCACACAAGAACUCAUACUGGGGAAAAGCCGUAUUGCUGUUCAGAAUGUGGCAAACGAUUUACAGAGAGUAGUGCUCUUCAGAGUCACAAAAGAAUUCACACAGGAGAGAAGCCGUAUUGCUGUUCUGAAUGUGGAAAGCAGUUCACUGUCAGUAGCAACCUUCAGAGUCACAAAAGGAUUCAUACAGGAGUAAAGCCCUUUUGCUGUUCUGAAUGUGGUAAACGAUUUACCAGAAGUAGCAGUCUUUACCAGCACACACAAAUUCAUACCGGAGAGAAACCAUAUUGUUGUUCUGUAUGUGGCAAAAGACUGAGAAGUAGGAGAAGUCUUUGGCAGCACAUAUCAAUUCAUACUGGAGACAAACCGUAUUGUUGUUCUGAGUGUGGGAAAAAAUUCACUGAGAGCGGUGCUCUUCAGAGGCACAAACAGAGUCAUACAGGAGAGAAGCCAUUUGUCUGUUCUGAAUGUGGCAAUAGAUUUACCCGAAGCAGUAGUCUUCGUCAGCACACACUGAUUCAUACUGGAGAGAAGCCGUAUGGCUGCUCUGAAUGUGGCAAGAGAUUCACAGAGAGUAGUGCUCUUCACAGGCACAAAAGAAUUCAUACAAUAGAAAAACCUUAUUGCUGCUCAGAAUGUGGUAAACGAUUUUCUGAUAGCUGUGGUCUCCAAAAACACACAAGAAUCCACACCGUAUAAAAGCUGUAUGGUUUUGCUCAAUAUGGGAAAACAUUCACCGAAAGUUGCCAACUUCAAAGCCGCUCAGGAAUUCAUAAUGGAGAAAAGUAAUACAUGUGUUCUGAAUGUGGAAACACCAGAAGCAGACAUCUUCAGAAACAUACAGUGCAUCCGGAAAGUAUUCCCAGCGCAUCACUUUUUCCACAUUUUGUUAUGUUACAGCUUUAUUCCAAAAUGGAUUAAAUUCAUUUUUUUCCUCAGAAUUCUACACACAACACCCCAUAAUGACAAUGUGAAAAAAGUUUACUUGAGGUUUUGGCAAAUUUAUUAAAAAUAAAAAAAUUGAGAAAGCCCAUGUCCAUAAGUAUUCACAGCCUUUACCAUGAAGCUCAAAAUUGAGCUCAGGUGCAUCCUGUUUCCCCUGAUCAUCCUUGAGAUGUUUCUGCAGCUUCAUUGGAGUCCACCUGUGGUAAAUUCAGUUGACUGGACUUGAUUUGGAAAGGCACACACCUGUCUAUAGAAGGUCCCACAGUUGACAGUUCAUGUCAGAGCACAAACCAAGCAUGAAGUCAAAGGAAUUGUCUGUAGACCUCCGAGACAGGAUUGUCUCGAGGCACAAAUCUGGGGAAGGUUACAGAAAAAUUUCUGCUGCUUUGAAGGUCCCAAUGAGCACAGUGGCUUCCAUCAUCUGUAAGUGGAAGAAGUUCGAAACCACCAGGACUCUUCCUAGAGCUGGCCGGCCUUCUAAACUGAGCAAUCGGGGGAGAAGGGCCUUAGUCAGGGAGGUGACCAAGAACCCGAUGGUCACUCUGUCAGAGCUCCAGAGGUCCUCUGUGGAGAGAGGAGAACCUUCCAGAAGGACAACCAUCUCUGCAGCAAUCCACCAAUCAAGCCUGUAUGGUAGAGUGGCCAGAUGGAAGCCACUCCUUAGUAAAAGGCACAUGGCAGUCUGCCUGGAGUUUGCCAGAAGGCACCUGAAGGACUCUCAGACCAAGAGAAAGAAAAUUCUCUGGUCUGAUGAGACAAAGAUUGAACUCUUUGGUGUGAAUGCCAGGCGCCACGUUUGGAGGAAACCAGGCACCGCUCAUCACCAGGCCAAUACCAUCCCUACAGUGAAGCAUGGUGGUGGCAGCUUCAUGCUGUGGGGAUGUUUUUCAGCGGCAGGGACUGGGAGACUAGUCAGGAUAAAGGGAAAGAUGACUGCAGCAAUGUACAGAGACAUCCUGGAUGAAAACCUGCUCCAGAGCGCUCUUGACCUCAGACUGGGGCGACGGUUCAUCUUUCAGCAGGACAACGAGCCUAAGCACACAGCCAAGAUAUCAAAGGAGUGGCUACAGGACAACUCUGUGAAUGUCCUUGAGUGGCCCAGCCAGAGCCCAGACUUGAAUCUGAUUGAACAUCUCUGGAGAGAUCUUAAAAUGGCUGUGCACCGACGCUUCCCAUCCAACCUGAUGGAGCUUGAGAGGUGCUGCACAGAGGAAUGGGCCAAACUGGCCAAGGAUAGGUGUGCCAAGCUUGUGGCAUCGUAUUCAAAAAGACUUGAGACUGGAAUUGCUGCCAAAGGGGCAUCGACAAAGUAUUGAGCAAAGGCUGUGAAUACUUAUGAACAUGUGAUAUCUCAAUUUUUUUAUUUUUAAUAAAUUUGCAAAAACCUCAAACUUUUUUCACGUUGUCAUUAUGGGGUGUUGUGUGUAGAAUUCUGAGGAAAAAAAUGAAUUUAAUCCAUUUUGGAAUAAGGCUGUAACAUAACAAAAUGUGGAAAAAGUGAUGCGCUGUGAAUACUUUCUGGAUGCGCUGUAUAACACCACACAUUGUUCCGCAGUUGUGUAAUGUGGCAGGUGAUUUUUCCUAACCAGUGGUCUUUGCAAUCAUUCAAAAGUUCAUAUUCAAGAGAAACGUUAUUGCUACGCUAACUGUGAUAAAGGUUCUCACUUUUAAGUAAUUUCCAUGGGCACUUAAGAAUCCACAGUGGAGAGAAGUCUUAUUAUUGUCCUGACUGUGGUAAAUGAUUCUCAAAUAGCAGUGGAUUUCAUAACCAUAAAAUAUUUCACAAUGGCAAGAAGCCUCAAGGCUUUUCUGAAUGUGUCAAGUGUUUCUCACACAGCAGGAGUCUUAUUGGCACAUGGCAAGUCACACUGGAGAAAUUCUGAAUGCGUAAGUUGGUGGGUGAAGAAUAAAGAAUUGGAUGGAGGACUGAAAUGUAGCUUUCCUAACUGUUCAAGUCUUGAGGACCAACUUCAUGUGGUGGGCUUUAUUUUAUAAGAUUGGUGGCAUAACUCAUGAAGAUAAAAAUACUUUAAUAGUAGGAAUGGACACCCAAAAGACUCCUUUUGGCCCUAUGUCACCCAGGGUGUACAUAUGUGCCCACUCCCUGCUGCAACACAGGAGUAGGUGAGGGUGGUAUUAAUAGUGGGAUAUUGUUAGAUUAAGAGAAGAGAAUCUUCAGUGUGCUGAUAGUCCAGAUGGAAAGUGGAACAGACAAGACCACAAAUGUGAAAUAUGAGCAGGAAACCAAGAGGGCUUGGACACCAAGCAGUGGUCAACUGAAGAGAAAGAAGAGGUCAAGAAUGGCUACUGUUAAGAAAGAACUCCAAAAUUAACAGCUUAAGGAUAUGCCAGGAGGACUCACAGAAAACUAAUCCUGACGUGCAGAUUCUUACUGAGUCAAACCUAAGAUCUCUAAUUGGAACAAUUUAAAAAAAGCAAUUAAAUCAAGAGGAAUAUUGUCCAUGUACAGAAAUGGAUUAACUAGUAUAGCUAAAGAAGUACAACCAGAAUUCUUGAAAACUGAGCAGGCAGAGACCUGAGAUGAAGAGAUGAGGUGGACCUCAAAUGCAUUUGAAUUCAUGACAACAUGAACGCAUUAGCAGCAAACAGUGUAAAAAAAAAUAAAUGAGAGCAGCAACAGACAUACUUAAAAAGAAAUUCAGUAAUAAACACCCAAAUACAGUUGAAUGCAGAUGUUUCUAUCCAAACUCCCUUUUAUAUAAGCCCUCUGCAGAUUUUAUACUAACAAAUUCUAAAUCUGGCAUAUCAUUUAAGAUAUCAAUUUUGUGCAGGACAAAAGUAAUUGUUUCCCACAAUGUUCACAGACCUCAAAGUAUUAUGUGAAUUUCCCCUUGGGAUUCUCUCUCUCUCUCUCUCUCACCUUGACUACAUCACACUUCCAGUAGGUCACAAGUUUACAGACACUUUGUUAAUGUUUGGCAGCAUUUCUAUUUAAAUUGUUUUACUUGAGCCAAACAUUUUGGGUCACCUUCCACCAAUGAGUUGCUAUAAUUCUGGCCCAUUCCUAAAGACUGAACUGGUGUAACUGGUACAGGUUCGUUGGCCUCCUUGCUCUCGCAUGCUUUUUCAACCAGAUUUAGGUCAGGGCUUUGUGAUGGCCACUCCCAACGCCUUGACCCGUGUUGUCCUUGAGCCAUUUUGCCACAACUUUGGAGGUCUGCUUGGGGUUCUUGUCUAUUUGGAAGGCCCAUUAGCGACUGAGCUUCAACUUCUUCGUUUGAGAUGUUGCUGCAGUGUUUCUCCAUCAUUUUGUUUCCUCAUGGUGCCAUCUAUUUUGUGAAGUGCACCAGUCCCUCCUGCAGCACC